UGUCAAAUGAAUUUGGCCAACCUUUAUUUUGUUACAAGUGUAACUCAAUCAAACCUGAAAGGACUCAUCACUGUAAAGUCUGUCAAAAAUGUGCGGCCAAAAUGGACCAGUAAGUGAAUUAAAAAGAUUAGCGGUUGUCCCGCCGUCUUCCUACGAUUAACAUGAGCUUUCAACUGCAACGUAGCCAUUGUUUAUGGAUCAAUGGGUGCGUGGAGGAUACCAAUUAUAAGUUCUUCAGCUUAUUUAUCUUUUAUGUUGCUUGUUAUGCUGUUUGGGUUUUUAUCAGUACAGCACCAUUACUUUUGAACAUUGUUCGUGAGCGAGCAGGAGGUGUCACUUUACAAUUUUGUUGGAAGGUGUAUAAAAUUUACUUGGCAUCCAUUUUCUUCGUAUGGAAGAAUAUCUAUAUCAUGAUCAAAAACAGGAAAUGGAUGUCCUUGUUCGAAGGAGUACCAUCUUUGGGACUACAAUUAAGCUUCCAUUGGUAUUCUGUGCUAAUACUGGGAUUCCUCUUCGGAUUUUUACUGACAGGAUUUACCAUGGUGCAUUUUAUGUACAUUUUCAAAAAUCUGACUAGCAUAGAAUAUAUUGCGACAAAACCAUUGCAUUUACGUGUCGAUUUCGAUAACAGUGGAAGCAACUUUGAAAUUGUUUCUGUUCUCGGUUACAACAUAUAUGACCAAGGAUUUUACAAAAACUGGUGUGCAGUAAUGGGAUUAAAUCCACUCUUUUGGUUCGUUCCACUAAGAAAUAGUGAAAGCCGACGAGGAUUUGAUAAGCUUUAUCCUUACAGCGAAAACUUUGAAAAGGAAGUCAGCCGCUUAGCAAGAGUACAACGACAUAGAAGGUUGCAAGAUUGUAGUCCGGUGAAAGAAAACUAAGACAGUAACAGUUUAUUAUUCACCUUUCAUAAAUGCCUAAGGAACAAAAAUUAAAUCUACGCUUCAGGAAGAUCAUCCAUCUCUAAUACUCUGCACUUCUC
Messenger RNA from Mycotypha africana, 982 nucleotides. RefSeq lists its product as uncharacterized. Gene Ontology annotation, molecular function: protein-cysteine S-palmitoyltransferase activity. NCBI's taxonomy places the organism in Eukaryota, Fungi, Mucoromycota, Mucoromycetes, Mucorales, Mycotyphaceae. The record is from RefSeq and is a predicted model, not a curated record. Bases 162 to 881 code for a protein of 239 amino acids. The transcript is spliced from 4 exons. Gene Ontology annotation, cellular component: endoplasmic reticulum; Golgi apparatus. Gene Ontology annotation, biological process: peptidyl-L-cysteine S-palmitoylation; protein targeting to membrane.